This is a messenger RNA of Cadophora gregata, 1539 nucleotides long. RefSeq lists its product as uncharacterized. The coding region runs from base 1 to 1539 and encodes 512 amino acids. Gene Ontology annotation, molecular function: asparaginase activity; protein binding. The transcript is spliced from 2 exons. The record is from RefSeq and is a predicted model, not a curated record. Lineage: Eukaryota; Fungi; Ascomycota; Leotiomycetes; Helotiales; Ploettnerulaceae.
AUGGCGACACAGUAUCCAGAAACAAGGGUCCUGGUCAUCAUGACUGGAGGAACGAUAUGCAUGAGGUCUUCCCCCGAAGGUUUGGUUCCUGCGAGAGGAUUCUUGAGGGAAGGGAUGGCGCCCAGGCCGAGUUUUAACGAUGGGUCUAUGCCUGACCCGCUUCCGGUAAUGACCGAUGCCACAACGAAAGCAUAUCACCCCAGUCUUAGAACGCCUCCGAGUACAUACUCCCGUCAUGUUCGCUAUACCUUGUACGAGUUUCCAACACUGCUCGAUUCAUCUUCCAUCUCCUCGGAAGGUUGGACCCAGAUCGCCACUACGGUACAAAACAACUACUCACUUUUUGAUGGAUUCGUCGUUCUCCAUGGGACAGAUAGUCUGGCAUAUACCAGCUCUGCCCUUUCAUUUAUGUUAUCUCACCUCGGAAAACCGGUCAUCUUGACUGGGUCUCAAGCCUCAAUCUUUGCGCUCCAAUCCGAUGCCGUGGAUAACCUUCUCGGAUCUCUCAUCAUCGCCGGCACCUUCAUGAUCCCAGAAGUCUGUCUCUUCUUUCACCACAAUCUUUAUAGAGGUAAUCGCUGUACAAAAGUCUCGGCGUCAUCGUUCGAUGCAUUUGCUUCGCCUAAUUGCGAACCGCUUGCAAAGGUUACCGCCAUGGGGGCAGAGGUAAAUUGGGCAUUAGUUCGACGUCCAAGAGGCCUCGCUCGCUUCGAUGUCCAAACGAACCUCGAUACUGCGCACGUCGCCUGCUUACGCAUCUUUCCUGGCAUCAAGCCAGAAAUGCUUGACUCUGUACUCCACGUACCUAACCUCCGAGGCUUGAUCCUCGAAACUUUUGGGGCGGGAAAUGCACCAUCAGGAGCCGACGGCAGUAUGGUGAAUGUCAUCAAAUCGGCCGUCGCUCGCGGCAUUGUGAUUGUCAAUGUCAGUCAAUGUCAAUCCGGCUCCGUCUCUCCACUCUACGCACCAGCAACCACACUUGGAAAUGCAGGUGUGGUAUUCGGUCACGACCUCACCACCGAGGCAGCACUUACUAAACUGUCGUUCCUCCUUGCCCUACCUGAUCUUAAUUAUCAAGACAUCGUAUCGCAGAUGCAAUUCUCCAUUCGUGGCGAGAUGACCGAGUCUCAUUCAACCGCUUUCUCUCACCCCGCAUCCGACAUCCCCGCUAUUCAAGACUCACAAGUUGCUUUCACCGCUCUCGGGUAUGCAAUUACCAAAGGGAAGCUAGGCUCCGUCAAAACUCUACUAGAUGGAGAUCAGUUUGGUUUACUAGGUGCCAAAGACUACGCCGAAAAUACAGCCUUGCAUCUUGCCGCUGUGGGACCCGAGAUUGAGGUACUGAGAGAAUUGUUGAAGAGAGGAGCUAGUGUGCAUGCGAGAAAUCUGGCGGGGAACACGCCACUCUACUUGGCUACCAAGGUUGGCAACAAAGAGGCUGUGGGGCUUUUGGAGGCUACGGGGGCAUUGCUACAUGUCGAGGAGGUAGAGACAGUGCAGGAGAAUGGGGUUCAAGCGAAGAGAAGGAGGGCUGACUGA